Messenger RNA from Aspergillus viridinutans, 666 nucleotides. Its product is annotated as RlpA-like double-psi beta-barrel domain-containing protein. Bases 1 to 666 code for a protein of 221 amino acids. The record is from RefSeq and is a predicted model, not a curated record. NCBI's taxonomy places the organism in Eukaryota, Fungi, Ascomycota, Eurotiomycetes, Eurotiales, Aspergillaceae. The transcript has 3 exons.
AUGUCUACCGACGUGGAGAAACCUCCCCCGCAUUUGUGUCAGGAUGCUUCCCAUCUCCCCUUUGCGGGGGUCCCAAAGCGGAAGCCAGUCCCUGUCGCAGAGGCUUCUCCCGAGCCAGCAGCCAUUGCGACGAAAGGAUCUAGCGUACAACACCCCACCAAAGCAGCUUGGUGGGACUGGCGACAAUUCUCGAAAAAGAAGCGCCUGGUAGUUGCCGCAGUUGCAAUCGCGGUCAUCUGUCUCCUUGCUUUGAUCAUCGGCCUUGCUGUGGGAUUGACCAGGGGGAAAGGCCACUCAAAUCUUCCUCUUCCCACCUCCCAUGGUGGUCCCUAUUCAGGAGAUUUGACCUACUACAAUCCAGGCCUCGGCUCAUGCGGCUUCACCAGCACAGACUCGGACAUGAUCUGUGCCGUCUCGCAUGUUCUGUUUGAUGCUGCUUCGACCGGGUCGAAUCCGAAUGCGAAUCCGCUGUGCGGGCUCAAAUUGAGGCUUCGUCGAGGUGAAUCGAGCGUAGAUGUCAAGAUUGUUGAUCGAUGCGUGGGAUGUAAAGUGAAAGAUUUGGACGUCUCGCCCGCUGUCUUUCAGAAUCUUGCUGAUAUGGAUCUUGGUCGGGUCACCGUUGAAUGGUCGUGGCUGGAAGACUCUCCUGUUGCUUCAUUACAGUAA